Messenger RNA from Botrytis sinoallii, 1920 nucleotides. RefSeq lists its product as uncharacterized. The transcript has 4 exons. The record is from RefSeq and is a predicted model, not a curated record. NCBI's taxonomy places the organism in Eukaryota, Fungi, Ascomycota, Leotiomycetes, Helotiales, Sclerotiniaceae. Bases 1546 to 1920 code for a protein of 124 amino acids.
AAAUACAAGCCGUGUGUAUAUAUGGUACCAACGUCAAAGUACUUCACAGACCAGCGUACCACCACAUGGCAUCUCUUCUCUCUUCAAAACAUACACAACAUCAAACUUCAACCCGACGCACCCGCAACGCCUAGGCUCCUCGCAGUAAACUGUUCUCACUAUCCCAACAACAACAAUAACAGCAUCAUCAUCAUUAUCAUCAUCCUGAGAAUUAUGUCCGGAUCUGUGUACACCAGCAUGUCGCAUCCCAGGGAUGAGAGCCAGUAAGCAGAGGAUGUAGCACGUCGUCUCAACCUGCCCAAUGAUAAAUGUGGAGGGAUUGGCAGUCUCGUCUGGCCCUAUCUGUAGAACAAUCACAUCCAAUGCAUUUUAGCGACUUUAUCCAGUGCAGAACAAGCACAUUCUCCUCAUUCGAAGCUUUCUACUGGGAAGGAUGCGGGGGCGUCAGUCACUUUCAUGUGUAUUUCUCAAAGCCAAGCUGGGGGCUUGUCAGUAACUUUGGUGAUGACAUAGGUAGGUAUUCAAUGUUGCCUGCAUAUGUAGGAGUACAAAUUCCACCCUCCCAGCUACGUGCAUUAUGGAGCAUGGAGUACGUACGUACAUGCCCAGCAUACAAAUCGUAACAUGAAAGGAAGCUCUUCGCCAUUUCAUCAUUCUCACAGAUUCCCAGAACUUCUCAUCAAUUCCCACCAGCUUACGAUGAACAACAGGCCUCCUGGUUGGUCAUGGUACAUACCGAUGCCUUGGACAUGGGAGGCACCACUCUUCAGCACCCAUUCUUCUACGCACGAUUGUCCUGCAUCAGAAUCCUUCGCCUCAUCAAACCCAUGGAAAUUAAUCGGUAAUGUCUCCGCGCCCCAGUAUGCUCCCUGAACCCUCUGUCGUGAAGAUGAGCUGUGGAUAUCGAGCAAUCAUUUCAUUUUCUUAAUUGAAAUGUAACAAAAAUGUCCACAUUGAUGAUCAUAUCAAAAUCAAGAACUCUCAUAACGCAACGAUUUUGCCUCUUUCACCUCUUUUGCCUCUCUCGCCUUCUUUUCUAAAUUCAAAUGAUUUCAUUUGUUUCUCCAUCAUAUGAUUGCAAUAUCUCCCAUUCCCCGUAUCAUUUUGGACAAACAAUAUCAAUCAUCCGACUCGAAGAGAUCCCAGGCUCCCAGGGAGUAAUAACUGAGAUCAGCAUGGAGAACUGCGGGGACUCUAGCAACUGAUCCAACGGCUUUCGGGUAGAGCCCUUAAAGUGCUUCUUUUCCUUCCAUGCUCUGCCCCAAUCACAGCGUCGUUCCUGAAAAUACUUCCCGAGAACAUGACGAUAAGUACUGGUACACAAAAAACAAAAGUACACGUUCGGCGGAACGGGCGCGAGGCACGGAACGAUACGUUUACUUGUGAUUUCUAGCCUCCUUCUAGCCCUACUUACUCAAGAAUCAGAAGGGUUUCCGUUCACAAGUGGAGGAAUAGCUCGGCUAUUGUUCAACUCGAGUCAGUAUUGCACGGAAAAAAACAAAAUCUACUCGGAGUCUCUAGGACGAUUCUAAUUUGCGCCAUCGAAUGUCUCAGACUCGAUGUAAUAAUGGAACAGAUUCAAAAGAAAAUAAUGCGCAUCAUCGAAAGAGAAAGAAAGAAAUGCAUGAAAGAGACGGUAAAUGUGCCCCAAUCAUGUUUCGUAAGCUCCUCCAAGGAGUCGGGCACGAGUUUCAAAGCCUGUCGACCAUAUGUAAUCGCGGUGCCGUACCGGCGUCUAGAAAUAUCUGGGACAGAGAUUCACGGAAGGGUUACACAGAAGUUCUGGUGCUCACUAUAGAGACCGCGAUGCGACGAUCGUUACACAAAGGGCGAACCAAAUCAUCGAAACCAGUAUCCGAUGCAACGGCUUCAUUGACUGAUGCCCGAAAAGUCCGCGGCAAACAAGGAUAUGCCAAAUAA